Molecule: messenger RNA, 912 nt
Organism: Salvia miltiorrhiza (redroot sage)
Lineage: Eukaryota; Viridiplantae; Streptophyta; Magnoliopsida; Lamiales; Lamiaceae
Exons: 2
Coding region: 1-912 (303 amino acids)
Molecular function (GO): nucleic acid binding; zinc ion binding
Source: RefSeq, a predicted model, not a curated record
AUGCCCCCGCGACGCGCUCCGGAAGAUGAGCAGCGAGCCCCACCUGUGAAUAACAAUGGGGUUGAUUUUGCUCAAUUUCUACUAGCUCUCCAAGGCUUUAUGCAGCAACAACAAGAUGGUGGCAUGAAUGCUGGACAACCUCGAGUAAGGAAUUUUGAAAUUAUUGAACAGUUUCGAAGGAUGGGUCCACCAAGAUUUAAGGGAACCGAAGGGCCUGAAGACACGGAAGAAUGGAUUCGUGAGCUCGAACGAAUAUUUGAGCUUAUGGGCUGUAGUGAAGAGCAAAAAGACUUCAAGGAGCUGAUAAUGGAUCGCUAUUUUCCUCAAUCCUACAUAACACAAAAGGAGACCGAGUUCCUCAAUCUCAAGCAAGGAAAUAUGACGCUAGUCGACUAUGAGAGAAAAUUCAACAAAUUGUCUCGAUAUGCACCAUACCUAGUCGACACGGAUGUGAAGAAAGCGCGUCGGUUCGAGCAAGGCUUACGACCUGAAAUUUGUGGAAUAAUAUCCGCCUUGAGAUUGCCAACUUAUAGAGAAGUUAUCGACCGAGCUCAAGCAGUCUCCAAUGGCUUGCAACUCGAGAUCAAAGAUCAACAAUACCGUGACUCAUUCGGAAAGAGAAAAUGGGAAGAUUUUGGAAAAGGGAAAAAUGCUCCAACAAACAAGAAAUGGCAACCAACACGUGGUUCUUCAACAGGAUCUGCAUCAUCCAAAUCAAGCAAUGAGAAGUCUCAAUGCCCAAAGUGUAAUAAAUUCCACAUAGGCGAGUGUUGGCGUGGGAAGAACGUCUGCUACUCCUGCGGCGAUCCAGGACACAUGUCAUAUAACUGUCCAAAGAACAAGAAGGAGACGCAAAAGAAUAUUCAAGAGCCUAUGAAGAAAGUGAAGCCCCGAGUCUUUGCCAUGACAUGA